Messenger RNA from Aspergillus calidoustus, 3921 nucleotides. The record is from the annotation of a GenBank genome assembly. Lineage: Eukaryota; Fungi; Ascomycota; Eurotiomycetes; Eurotiales; Aspergillaceae.
AUGUCUUCUGAACCCGUUGUGAAUGGCAGUGCCAAAUCCCGGGCAGCACUGCUCGAAGAGCAACAUGCUCGAGAUGAGGCGCACAAUGUUACUGUGGAAGAUGUUGUGGACGAAGACGACGUCUUGCAUCCUCCCCCCUCUGCUCCGGUUACCAGCGACUCUCCCUCCCCCACACAGGUACCGACGCCCGCAGCAACCACUGCGCCAGUGAAUUCAAAGCCUGCCUCGGCCAAGGCUCCCACCUUGGAUGUACAAUCGGAGGAACUCUUCCCUGCUCUGGGAAGUGGUCCGAAGUCGAAGGCACCUGCUGCCUCCGCCUGGGGUGCCAGAGGCCCCUCUGCCGCCGCCGCCGUCGCCAAUGGCGUGCCCAGUGGUGCAUCGACAGCCGACGUGCCUAGGAUCAUGUCUCUACCUGGAAAACACAUGGAACAGCUCCGACUUGCGCCUUCACAAAUGCUCCAGAGGGGUCAACUGAAGAAGCCUCUCCGGGACAUCCUUCGCGAUAUUUCGAAACGCUCAAAGGCUAAUGUUGAUAUGCGAGGUGGGCCCGGAGGGUCCAUCAUCUUCGAGGGUAAGGGCUCAGUGGAUGCGGUUCGGCAAGCUCUGAAACAAGUGGCCCAGCAGGUUGGUUCCAAGCAAUCGGUCCGUGUCCCAAUUCCCACCUCCGCACGACCUCACAUCAUCGGCCGACAAGGCGCUGUCGUCCAAGACAUUCAGCAGCGAACAGGAGCGCGCGUCCAGGUUCCACGUGCGGAAGACCCAACUGGAGAUGAUGACGAGGACAAUGACACCAUUGAUGUUCUGAUCGAGGGCGAUGCUGUUGCUGCUGAGAUGGCCCGGCGCGAAAUUGAGGCUAUUGUCAAGGAGCGUGCGUCGAACAUGAACUUGCGCCUGAAAUCAAUCCCGCCGGAAUUCUUCCCCUUCAUCGCGGGUCCUCACAAUGCAAGCCUGAGAAACAUUGAAGAGCGAACCAAGGCUCAGAUUCACAUCCCUCGCUACGAUACAUGGCAAAGCCAGCCUCCGCCGCAGGAAGCCGAGCCUGGCCACGUCCAGUUUGCACCGGUUUCUGAUAGGCAUAUCCUCAUUUCUGGAGAGCGCACUGCGACACAGGAAGCUCGUGCAGAGAUUGAGAAGAUUGCUGCCGAUCUGCAGCGUCAACUUACCCUACGGCAACUCGCAAUCAACCGGGGUCAGCACCAAUUCAUCCUGGGUGAUAAUGCUAAUGCACUACAUGAAUUCCUUGCGGAAACUGGAUGCGCUAUUGUGCUUCCCCCCUCAUCAGACGAGACCGAGUUCCUAACCGUCACCGGCCCGCUGCAGCGCAUUGAAGAUGGAAUUAACCGAGCAAUGGAUCUCGCCACGAGCAUGCAGAUGGCAAGCAUCGACCUCUCCCGCCAGCACGCCAAUGCUCCUCUCGGGCCACAUGUUCAUGCGCGCGCUCUUACCCGCUACCUACACCAACGACAAAUCAUCAAGGAACUUGAAAACAUGUACGAUUCCCGGAUUGCUCUGUCUCCCGCUUCAGAUGGGCCGGUCACCUGGGAGGUCUACUCAAGGGAUGGCAAGAACACGAUUCGUGCGCGCUCCGAUAUCCUGAAUCUCGUCGCAGCUCACCCUCCGGCCAGACUCCGGCACCUGACCGUUGACCCUUACUUCUACCCUUACCUCCGCUCCCGUAGCAUUCCUCAGUUGCGGUCUGAAUACGGUGUCUAUGUCCUUAUUCCUGAAGAGGUCGACUGCCCGGAUGUUGUGCUCGUCUACGAAGGACCCUCUGCGAACUCUCCUCAGCUAGAGAUUCCACGCCAACGGCCAUCCCCCACCGACCUUGCGUCAUUUGAAAAAGCUCUCCAAGAGGCGCAAGAGUAUCUGUUGAAUGCUCUCGGUAGCCAAGAUGACAUCGUGGAGCAGGCUGUGCCGAUUCCCAGCAAGUAUCAAGAGAAAGUACGGAAGUUCAUCGCCCGGGAACAAGAGGCGAAGGGCGAAGACCAGAUUCCUGUCCGCGCUCUUAUUGGAGGUGGACCAAGCCGAAAUGGCGGCGGAGCCACUCCUCACAGUGAGGUUUCAUUGCGCGGCCCUUCCCGCCUCGUUGGGGAACUUGCAGCCAAACUCCAAGAGUUCGUUGUUGAGCAAGAGAAAGAUGAUCUUGAGAGGGGUUACACCACUUCCUUUGACUUCCCCAAGAAGUUUGCAAACCUCCUUAUCGGGAAGAGGGGUGAAAAUAUCAAUAAGCUUCGUGACGAAUUUGACGUUGAUAUCAAGGUGGAGGAUGGAAAGGUGGAGGUCAAGGGACCCAAGGCCAAAGCAGAUGCUGCAAAGACUAGGAUUAUCAACCUCGGCAAAAAAUUUGAGGAUGAGACGACUCACAUCUUGAAAGUCCCCGCUCAGUAUCACCGCGAGUUGAUCGGGCAGAAGGGCAGUCAGGUCAACCGACUCCAAGACCGCUACUCUGUUCGCGUCCAGUUCCCUAGAGCUGUGAUCGCCAGCGACGAGCAGUCUGUUGCGGACACUUCCAGCGAGGCCGGCAGCGUGAGACCUCAACGGUUCCAGCAGGCUGCCGACGAGGUGAUUGUCAAGGGACCCAGUAAGGGCGCAGACGCUGCACGUGAUGAAAUCUUGAGCUUGUUGCAGUGGGUUGUGGACCACUCCCACUCAGCCACUGUGUCUGUUGCACAGGGCCAGAUUCCUUCGCUUAUUGGCCAGCGUGGGCGUGAGAUGGAUAAACUUCGGGCUGACACUGGUGCUCAAAUUGAUGUGCCAGGAGUCAACGAUGCGCCAGACGCCUCUGGCCGCGUUGAGAUCAGGAUCAAGGGCACCAAGACACAGGUGGAAGAGGCGAGGAAGGUCUUGCUGAAGCGCUCGAGCGAAUUUGAUGCUACUGUUACCAAGUCGAUCGAGGUUGACAAGAAGUAUCACAAGUCCUUGAUUGGUGGCGGCGGUGCAAACAUUCGUAAGAUUGUUGCUGAAGCCGGUGGUCCGACCGACUCGAGUGCAUCCCGACUUGUUAAGUUCCCGCGUCCCGAGAGCAACGAAACCACAAUCAGACUCGAAGGCGACGGCGAGGUCGUGGACAAGAUCAUUGCUUCUAUUGAGCAGUUCGUGAAGGAGCGCGAAGACCAGGUAGUUGUCAACGUUGAGAUCCCUGCUGUGCAGCACCGUCUUCUUAUUGGCCGUGGGGGAGACAUCCGACGAGGCAUUGAGUCCCAGUUCAACGUCACGCUGGACAUUCCUCGACAAGGUUCUGGACGCGCCGAUGUCAAGCUGAAGGGACCUAGCACCGCUGUCGCGGAGGCAAAGGAACAUAUACUGGCUAUGCUCAAGGAUCAGCAGGGCGUGAGCGUUGAUGUUCCAAGGCAUUUGCACCAUGCCAUCGCUGACAAUGGAUCAUUCUUCCGCCGUCUUCGCAACGACUACCAGGUGACGGUGGAUCACGCUGGCCAGCAAGUCCCAGCCAAGCCCACAUUGGACGACUCGCGGGCGACUGCCAACGGAGCUUCUUCCCUGCCAUUGAUUACGGAUGAACCCAGCGAGGCGCUGGACGCUCACUCUUGGAAGGUGGUUGACAACAGCCCUGCGCCUAGCGAUCCCAAUGAACCGGCCACAAUUCCAUGGGUACUGGCUGGGUCCAGCAACAAUGUCGCCAAGGCCAAGGCUGCACUGGAGAAGGCCAUCAACACUGCCUCCCAGCAAUCCGCUACGGGAUACCUCAUCCUCCCCGACCCAAAGACGUAUCGCUUCGUUGUCGGCCAGGGUGGUAGCCAGAUCAACUCGAUUCGCAAGCAAACAGGCUGCCGAAUCAACGUGCCAAAAGACCAGGCUAAAGGCGAAGCGAUCGAAAUCAAGGGUAGCAAGGAGAGUUUAGACAAGGCUAAAGAUUUGAUUUUGGAGGCUGUUCGUGCCGGCUUGAACGGCAACGCCAGGUGA